UCCUUCAACUCUAUCGAGCAGAAGGAGGCGCCGCCGUGAUCCAUGGAGUCCACCAAGAGGAGACCACCGCCGUUGACCCACAGCAGGUCAAUCGGAACCGUCGUCGGCCGCUCCGGCUUCGGCGAUGGAGCCGUGGGAGGAGAUGCGGCCGAGCCGGUGAGCCCGGCAGGGCUGCUGUUCCGCCAGCGCCGCUUCGACUGCUACAUCGUCGCCGCGCUGGGGAUCGGCGUCCCCAUCGACGUCGACGCCGUCAAGUCUGGCCUCGUCUCCACCCUCGUCCGCCACCCCCGCUUCUCCAGCGUCCUUGUGGCCGGCGACGACAGUGGAGAGAAGUUGAAAUGGGUGCGCACGAAGGUCGUUAUCGACGACCACGUCGUCGUUCCUGAUCUCGGCGCGGAUAGCUCCGGCGAAGGCAUCGGCGGCAGCGCCUCUUCCGCCGACAAGGUGGUGGAGGACUACGUAUCCAAUCUCUCCGCCGCUCCUCCCAUGGACGCCUCUCGGCCCCUCUGGGAGCUGCACGUACUCAACCUCCGCACCUCCGAGGCCGCAGCCGUCGCCGUCUUCCGCAUCCACCACUCCCUCGGCGAUGGACUCUCCCUCAUCUCCCUCCUCCUCGCCUGCACUCGUCGCACCGCCGAUCCGACCUCCCUCCCGACCCUCCCCCAGCCACGCCUCCCGCUGCCGCCUCCGCCCCGCUCCAACGCUCUCCUCAACGCGAUCCUCUUUCUGUGGGCCUUGAUCGUGCUCACGUGGAACACGGCGGCGGAUUUGUUCGACCUUUUGGCCUCGUCCGCGUGGUUGAAGGACACGCCGACGCCGUUGAAGGGCGGCGCGGGUACGGAGCUCCGCCGCAAGCGCUUCGUCCAUCGCACCCUGAGGCUUGACGAUGUUAAGGAGAUCAAAGACUCGAUGAAUUGUACUAUAAAUGAUGUUCUUGUGGGUGUUACAUCUGCUUCUAUCUCUCGCUACCUCAACAGAAGAUACGGUGAGGCAGAUGAAGGGAAUGAUAGUAAGAAGGAACUGCCAGCAAACAUCAGACUCCGAUCAGCCAUGCUGUUCAAUGUCAGGCCUCAGCUAGGGAUCCAAGCUCUGGCUGAGAUGAUGGAUGGCAAAAAUUGUGGGGUUGCAUGGGGCAACUUGCUUAGCUACAUUAUCCUACCGUUUCCAGUCAUAAUGUACAAUGAUCCAUUGGACUACGUACGUGCAGGAAAGGCAAUUGCAGAGCGAAAGAAGAACUCUUUACAAGCCAUUUUGACAUAUCGCUGUGCCCAUUUCUGUGUUAGAAAGUUUGGCAUUAAGCCAGGUGUUGCAAUGAUUCGCGGACUUGUUUCUAACACAACGUUGUCGUACUCGAACAUUGUUGGCCCAGUUGAUGAAGUCAGCUUCUAUGGCCACCCAAUUGUGUAUAUUGCUCCCAGUGUAUAUGGUCAUCCGCAUGCUCUCACACUUCACUACCAGAGUUACAUUAACGAGAUGAGGGUUGUGCUUGGAGUAGAUGAAUCCACAAUACCAGAUUCACACCAGCUUCUGGCUGACAUAGUUGAAUCCGUUAAGCUCAUCAAGGAAGCACUGCCUAAAAAAUUAUGAUGCACAACUUUGUUCAUUUAUACCUCACUAAUUAUAAACAGCAAACUCAUUGUUGUACAAUAAUUUUGGUUCUUCUCAAUUGUGUAGUUGCAAAGAUUUGGAUAAUUUGAUUGAGACUGGUGAACUAAUAAUGUCUUGCUCGUGUUUAUUGUUGGAUCUUCCAUUGAGAUUAAUAUUGAUGAUUUUGAGGAAAUUUCUAGAUAAUA
Messenger RNA from Zingiber officinale, 1793 nucleotides. RefSeq names its product wax ester synthase/diacylglycerol acyltransferase 11-like. Gene Ontology annotation, cellular component: plasma membrane. Lineage: Eukaryota; Viridiplantae; Streptophyta; Magnoliopsida; Zingiberales; Zingiberaceae. Bases 43 to 1587 code for a protein of 514 amino acids. Gene Ontology annotation, molecular function: diacylglycerol O-acyltransferase activity; long-chain-alcohol O-fatty-acyltransferase activity. Gene Ontology annotation, biological process: triglyceride biosynthetic process. The record is from RefSeq and is a predicted model, not a curated record. The transcript has 7 exons.